Messenger RNA from Cadophora gregata, 957 nucleotides. RefSeq lists its product as uncharacterized. The record is from RefSeq and is a predicted model, not a curated record. Lineage: Eukaryota; Fungi; Ascomycota; Leotiomycetes; Helotiales; Ploettnerulaceae. Bases 1 to 957 code for a protein of 318 amino acids. The transcript has 5 exons. Gene Ontology annotation, molecular function: FAD binding.
AUGCCAGUACACCAUGGUGAGACUGGAGAACUGAUGAAGAAUCUUCCUGCACCAUGGAGUUUACGUCUUAAACGGAAGAAGUUGAUUGAGCUGCUGGGGAAAGACGUUGACAUCAAAUGGGGUAAACGAGUCGCUUCUAUCUGCACAGACGCCGAAACUGUGACAGCAACUUUUACAGACGGCACCAGCGAGAAAGGAAACCUCCUCAUCGGCUGUGAAGGUGCGCACUCAUUGACACGAGAAUUCCUACUCGGUCCUAAAGAGGCUGAGCUGCUCCUCUCGCCAUGUGUUGCAAGUGUGAUCAUCACAAGGAUAAGUAAACAAGCAAGUAUUGACUUGAGGGCGCUGCACCCGCGAUAUACCAUCACCUUCCACCCAAAUGGCACAUUCACAUGGAUGAGUAUCCACGAUUGCUCCUCCUCUGACCCAGGUGAAUGGACCUGGAUGCUAAUGCAAACCUGGCGAUCCGACGAAGAAACCGGCCUCAAAGGCGACAACAUCCUCCCCGCCAUGUACGAGCGCGGAAAAGCCUUCGGAUACCCCUUCAAUGAGGUCUUCGCGACCAUACCCCCACGAACACCAGUCUGGCAUAACAGACUUAGGUACUGGCCAACGAAACCGUGGGAUUCGAGGAAUGGGUUGGUUACACUUGCUGGUGAUGCGUCGCAUCCUAUGACUUUUCACCGCGGCCAGGGCCUCAACAAUGCCAUCACCGACGCCGCUGACUUCCUCGCGCACCUCCGCGCCAUGAAAGAGCACACACCAUCCGAGCUCGCCGCCACCGUCAAGCGGUACGAGACUGAGCUCUGGCCUCGAGGGAAUGAAGCCGUUUUGGCCAGUCAUGAGAACACAAAUGCCGUGCACGAUUGGAAAACAAUGAUGCAAAGCCCUCUCUUCACAUCCGGCCUUGCGAAAAAGGGGGACAAACCCACGAACGGGGACGAUGAGCAAGAGUAG